UUUUUUUUCUUUUCUGUUCAGAAAUUUUUUUGAUACCGUAAACUUGAUCGUUUUUUGUCACUCCCCAAUUCGAAAAUGUAUAAUACCGAAGCCUUGUCACAACAAACCAUAGCAUCACAAUCACCAGCACCACCACCUCCACAGCAUGGUUACCAUGACAACAACAACGACAACGAAAAAUACUAUUCCGGCAAUGCAAACAACACCCAUCACCACAAAGUAGAACAACAGCAGCAGGAUCCAGAAGCAGCAGUAGUAGUAGAACAACAACAACAAGCGCUGCCAAAAAAGCGACAUUUCACAGAACGUAACCGGUGUUGUCGAUGUCUGUGCUGUGCAUGCUGUUUACCCGUAUGGGCACGUUAUCUCAUGUGGUUCAUCAUUAUCGGCAUCAUUAUCUGUAUCAUUGUCAUUGGAGCGCUCUUGGGCUCGUUCGUCAAAAACAUGCCUGUAGUCAAUGUCCUCGAUGUCACAGAAAGUCCGGGCGACAACUCAUCCCAAAUCACAUUUGACGGCACGAAAUUCAUGUUUAAUCUGGGGCUGAUUGUCAAUGUCGAGAAUCCAAACGCAUUGCCCAUCUAUUUGUCGGAUAUGCAAGCUACGGCCAAUAUGCCAACAGACAGUGGAGACGCAUAUCUCGGCCGUGGUUAUCUUGAUCAAGAAAAGAUUCCAUCCAAUUCGGACUAUAAUUUCACGUAUCCAUUUGCGAUCGAGUACGACACGCAGUCAUCCACUUCGCAGCUCAUGCUCAACACGCUGUUGGAGAAAUGCGGCCUCACGGGCAGCGAGGCAGAAGACAUCACCGUCAACUACAGCAUCAAUGUAAACGCGAGGGUGUUGUUUGUCAAGCUUAAUUUGGACCUGGGCGGAUCGACUACCUUUGGAUGUCCGCUUACAGUAAGUUGUUUGUUCUGGUUUCUGUUGCCGCUUAUCCGCUGGGCUAAUGGUGUGUGUGUUUGUGUCUAGAACGGUGGUCUACCCGGUCUGGGUGGAAUGUCUCUCGACGAUAUGUUUGCCUGAAAAAAAAAACGACUACGACGAUUACCCCCAAGAAUUGUAUUCUCCUUCUUCCUUGUACAGUUUUUUUACUUUUUCUGGAGAUUUCUUCCCAUGAAAAGAAAAGAGUAUAUAUACCCCCUCCUCCCGCUUUCCCCUUUUUAAAUCGGACAUAUUGCAUCUCCAAAAAGGAAGAAUCAUGCAUCCUUGUUUUUUUUGUUUACUUUCUAAUAUGCAACUUUAAAAAUGAUGGCUAUUACUACGUUGGCGUUGUUGUUGUUGUUGUUGCUGGCGGUGGUGGUGGUGGUGGUGGUUAUUAUUAUUAUUAUGGAUAGGCGGUCCUAGGGGUACAUCAUCGUC
Zychaea mexicana is the source of this 1356-nucleotide messenger RNA. RefSeq lists its product as uncharacterized. The record is from RefSeq and is a predicted model, not a curated record. Lineage: Eukaryota; Fungi; Mucoromycota; Mucoromycetes; Mucorales; Lichtheimiaceae. Bases 76 to 966 code for a protein of 296 amino acids. The transcript is spliced from 3 exons.